GCGCCAGGAGCUCGUUUCCGCGUCCCGCCAUCGUCGCCUGGAGCGUGAUUUGCCUCUGCAACUUGACUCUCCUCUAGGAAGAGCACUCCAGAGAGCAGGAAUAUGGCCCCAGGGCUCCUGACAACCAGGGAGGAGGCCGGGCGCACGGCGGGAGCGGCGAGCAGACAUAAGCAGUUCACAUUGUUGGGCGACUUUUGCAACAACUCGCUGCACCGCGGCCUUCCACGCGCCGCCGGCCGGGCAUGAGUUAGUGGCAGACGUGGACGCCAAACGUUUGCUGCUGCCCGAUUUCUCCACCCAGGUGAACUCGUCCCUCACCUCCCCGACAGGCCGAGGCGCCAUGGCCGCACCCUCGCUGCACCCAUCCCUGGGGCCUGGCACUAACAUCAGCUCAUGAGCCACCUGUGCCUGUCCCCGGCUCGGCCCGGCUGGGUGAAGCGGCUUCCCCGCAGGCCCCUCUUCUCAGUGGCUGCUUCCUGGGCCACCAGGGCACCUCGGCGCCUUCAGGCAUGUUCCUCAGCUGGCCACCUCCUUGCUUUGCCUUCCGAUGGCGCUCCUGAGGCUGAGGAGUGAAGAGGCCGCAGAGCCAGGCCACCCUGGGCUUCGUCAGGCAUUGAUGGCCUUCUGGGAUGUGGCUGUGGCCUUCACCCAGAAGGAGUGGAAGCUAUUGAGUUCUGCUCAGAGGACCCUGUACAGGGAAGUGAUGCUGGAGAACUAUAGCCAUCUGGUCUCACUGGGAAUUGCAUUUUCCAAACCAAAGCUCAUCGCACAGCUGGAGCAAGGGGACGAACCUUGGAGAGAGGAGAGUAAACAUCUUCUGGACCUUUGUCCAGAGCCUAGGACAGAAUUCCAGCCCCGUCUUCCCCGCCUGGUGGCCUUUUCUAGCUCGCAGCUCCUCAGACAGUAUGCGCUAAGUGGUCGUCCCACCCAGAUCUCCUCCAGCUCAUCUGCGGGAAAUGACUUCCAGCUAGAAGCUCCAAGCUGCUCUAGUGCAAAAGGAGAAAGUGGAGAGACAGAAGUCCCCGACACCUCAUUACGAAAGAGGCCAAGCAGAAUUUCUAGGACAUUCUUCGGCUCACAUCAAGGUGACCCGGUAGAAUGGGUGGAAGACAACAGAGAAGGAGGAAUAGACCGUGGCCUGGCCCAGAGGAUGAGUCCUGGGGGCUCAGACACAAUGUUGAAGGCAGUAGACAUCUCAGAAUCUGGAGCAGUCACACGUGGAAACUGUAGACUGGGACUUAGCAAAAAGUCAAGCCUGUUCAGCCACCAGAAGCAUCAUGUGUGCCCUGAAUGUGGGAGAGGCUUUUGCCAGAGGUCAGACCUUAUCAAGCACCAGAGGACACACACCGGGGAGAAGCCGUACCUGUGUGCUGAGUGCGGGCGUCGGUUUAGCCAGAAGGCCUCGCUCUCCAUCCACCAGAGGAAGCACUCGGGCGAGAAGCCGUAUGUGUGCAGGGAAUGCGGGCGACGCUUCAGGUAUACGUCCUCUCUGACUAAUCACAAGAGGGUUCACUCCGGGGAGAGGCCCUUUGUGUGUCAGGAGUGUGGGCGAGGCUUCCGCCAGAAGAUAGCCCUCAUUCUACACCAGAGGACACACUGGGAAGAGAAGCCCUUCGUGUGUCCCGAGUGUGGGAGAGGCUUUUGCCAGAAGGCGUCCCUCCUCCAGCACCAGAGCUCACACACUGGUGAGAGGCCCUUCCUGUGCCUUGAGUGUGGGCGUGGCUUCAGGCAGCAGUCCCUCCUGCUCAGCCAUCAGGUCACACACUCAGGGGAGAAGCCUUAUGUCUGUGCUGAGUGUGGGCACGGCUUUCGCCAGAAGGUCACUCUCAUCAGGCACCAGAGGACACACACAGGGGAGAAGCCCUACCUGUGCCCCCAGUGUGGCCGGGGUUUUAGCCAGAAGGUCACCCUCGUCGGACACCUGAGGACACACACAGGGGAGAAGCCCUACCUGUGCCCGGAGUGUGGCCGUGGCUUUGGUCAGAAGGUCACUCUCCUCAGGCACCAGAGGACACACACUGGGGAGAAGCCCUACCUGUGCCCGGAGUGUGGGCGUGCCUUCGGCUUUAAGUCACUCCUGACCCGACACCAGAGGACACACUCAGAGGAGGAGCUUUAUGUAGACAGGGUGUGUGGGCAAGGACUUGACCAGAAGUCACAGCUUAUCUCUGACCAAAGGACACACUCAGGAGAGAAGCCCUGCGUUUGUGAUGAGUGUGGGCGCGGCUUCGGCUUUAAGUCUGCCCUCAUCCGCCAUCAGCGGACCCAUUCUGGGGAGAAGCCCUACGUCUGCAAGGAGUGUGGGCGUGGCUUUAGCCAGAAGUCUCACUUGCAUAGACACAGGAGGACCAAGUCUGGCCAUCGGCUCCUACCACAAGAGGUCUUCUGACCUUUCCUUUCCUCGUCAGUGUGAAGCUGGCAGAAAUCACUAGUAAAUGCUUCAGUUUCCUGAAAUGGAACGGAAACAAAAAAUGUAGCUUUGUUUCAUCGAUGAUAAGAUAGUUGCUUUUGGUUUACUUUCUAUAUUCACAAUUUGUCUUAGCUUGCUAGGGGUUCCAUAACAAAGUACCGCAGGCUGGGUGACUUUACCAACAGAAAUGUAUUUUCACAUUUACAGAGGCCGGAAGUCCCAGAUCCGGGUAUUGGUAGGUUUGAUUGCUGCUAAAACCUCUCUGCGUGGCUUGCGGAUGGCUGCUCCCUGGCCGUGUCCUCACGUGGCCUUUUUUCUGUGUGGAUGCUUUCCUGGUGUGAGUUCCUCUUCUUGUAGGGAUACCAGUCAUUUUGAAUAGGGCCAUAGCCACAUGCCUCAUUUAACCUUCAUAACCUUCAAGGUCCCAUCUCCAGAUAGAGUCACACUGCAGGGCUGGGACUUCAGCAGCUUUUGGGAAACCACAUUUGGUCUGUGCCGCUCCACUAGCAAAGUUUAGAUCCUUUUAACAUGCAAAAUGCAUUCACGUGAUCCCAGCAGUCCUAAAAUUGUGUACCCAAUUCAACCUGAACUCUGGAUCCAAAAUCUCAUUUAAAUAUCAUCUAAAUCAGGCAUGAGUGAGACUUUAGGUACAGUUCAUCCUUAGGCAAAAUUCUCCAGCUGUGAUCCUGUGAAACCAGACGGAUUAUCUGCUUCCAAAAUAUUAUACAAUGGUGGGAUAAGCAGAGGCUGGACUUCCCCAUUCCAAAAGCGAGACAUGAGAAGGAAAUGCGGAAUGAUGGAUCCCAAUCAAGUCUCAAACCUGGCAAGGCAACUUCCAUAGAUUUUCAGUCUUGGGAACAAUCUCCUUUGGCUCAGUGCUCUGCGCUCUGGGCCAGCUGGAUUUGUACACCUGCUUUGUGGGCUCAUGGGAGCUGCAGGGUUGCUCCCUUAGCCCUGGGCAGCGGCUCCUGGCCCACUGAAAUUGAGGAGGAGACGCGCUUGCCCUCUAGACCUGUACGCUCUGGGCUCAUGAGAAGCUUUGAGAAUCAGAUUCUUCCCUUUUCUUGAAGAUUUACUUAUGUUUGCAGCUGGAUAGCUCUAUUGUACCUUCCUGUGGAAUCCCAGUCCCACGGCCUGCCUUCAUUUUGUCCUGUCUCUUUCUCUAUUCAGUUCAAGCUUGGAGCAUUUCUGGUGAGCUGGUUCAUCGCUUCCAUUCAGACCUACACUAAACUCUUUAUCAUGUGAUUGUCCAGCCACACCAUAGUGUUCUUUUGAGAACAUACUUUCUCAUUUUUUGCAAUGUGAACAGUCGGAGAAUUUUUCAAAUCUUUAAGUACUAGUUCUUUUUUGCUUAAGCCUUCCUUCCAUUUAUCCUUCUCCUCUCACAUUUUCCUAUAAAGAGCAAGGAGAAAACAGGCUGUGCUUCAUCGCUUUGUGUAGAAAUAUCACCUGAAUAUCCUGCACUGCCUCACUCCCAAGUUCUAUACGCCACAAAACACUCGAAUGCAUUUGGGUAAGUCCUUUGCAAGGAUUCCAGUUUCCAGUUACACAUUCCUUAAAAUUUAAAACAAACAAGAAAAACCCCACACAUUUUGUAGAUCCGGGUUUUUGCCAUGUUGCUUAGGCUGGUCUCACACUUGACCUCAA
Messenger RNA from Saimiri boliviensis boliviensis (Bolivian squirrel monkey), 4057 nucleotides. NCBI's taxonomy places the organism in Eukaryota, Metazoa, Chordata, Mammalia, Primates, Cebidae. The record is from RefSeq and is a predicted model, not a curated record.